Orbicella faveolata is the source of this 914-nucleotide messenger RNA. RefSeq names its product collagen triple helix repeat-containing protein 1-like. The record is from RefSeq and is a predicted model, not a curated record. Lineage: Eukaryota; Metazoa; Cnidaria; Anthozoa; Scleractinia; Merulinidae.
AUGACGAACUUUUCGCUGACCAUCAUCUUAGUUUUACUGAUUUUACCGCCGAUCACCUUGAGCACUACAGACAACACCAGCACCAGCAAACCAAGUGGCAAUAAACCUCUUUCACUGUGUUAUGGACAACCAAGGACAAAUGGCAUCCCCGGUAUGCAUGGCAUACCGGGUUCUCCUGGGGCACCUGGCCGUGAUGCACGGGACGGAGCCAAAGGAGACCAGGGCAGCCUGGGAAAGACUGGGCCCCAGGGACCAUCUGGUGUAGAAGGAAAGAAAGGAGAUAAGGGAGAGUCUGGAUCCCAAGGCGCCGCCGGCCAAAAGGGACAGCGAGGGGAGAAAGGUGAGAGUGGAACCCCAGGAUCGCCUCAGCUUUCCUCGCACAUUAACUGGAAAGAAUGCACCUGGAAAAGUGUUGACCAGAAAGACUUAGGUGUGAUCCAGAAUUGUGACUUUAUGAAGAACUUCACAAACACUGCCCUCCAUGUUUACUUUGCUGGUAACCUCAGGAUUUAUAACUGUGACAACUGCUGUAGUCGUUGGUAUUUUACCUUCAAUGGAGCCGAGUGCAGCUCUCCUGGCUCCAUUGACGGUGCGUUCUACAUGCGAACCGGCAAGAACCACAAUCUUCAUCGUCACCGCCAUAUUGAAGGUCACUGUAAUAACAUCCACAAGGGAAAGGUGCGAGUGGGAUUCUGGGUUGGAAGUUGCAACACUGGCCAGAAGAAUUCUGACGCUUACACAGGCUGGGCGACAAUGUCCCGGAUCUUCAUUGAAGAGGUUCCAAAAGCUCAACAGUAAACACGUUACACGUGGUUCACUGGACUUUCUAGAAAAACCAUUAUAUAGUACAAAAGUUGCACUGUUGUAGUUUUAUAAGCGUUCGUAUCAACAGAUUUGAAACUGUUGUAUCAGCU